UUUUAAUAAUAAUCAUGUACCAGCUGCAGUUUGUCUGCAGGGCAACAUGCAAUGGAGAAGCCACAUCRCUGGCCUCGCGUUUAGCUUCGUUUUUGUUGUGUCAUAUUUCACAAAUAAGUUUGUCCUGUCAGUGCUGAACUUCACCUACCCAACUUUAUUUCAAGGAUGGCAGACGUUUGUUGGAGCUGUUCUGCUUCUGCUGUCUCAAAAACUGGGAUGGGUGGAAAUGAGCCGCAUCAGCAGACCUGCUGCUCUCUCCUGGCUUCCCGCCUCCUUCCUGUUUGUUGGGAACAUAUACGCAGGUUCAAGGGCCUUAUCUCGCAUAGACAUUCCUUUCUUCUUCACACUUCAAAACUCCUCUCACGUCGUCACCUUUGUGAUCCUGAAGGUCCUUCGCAGAGAUCAGACGACGCAGCGCCUCAAAUUUAUCAGUGUCUUUCUGAUGCUGCUGUCGGCCGUUAACCUGGCCCCGUCUGACCCUCGGUUUGACCACAGCGGGUACAGCUGGGCUCUCUGCCAUCUUGUCUGCGUUGGUGCGUACAGGGCGUUCCAGGUUCACAGGUCCAAUAAUUUAAGUGAUAUCGAGCAGCAGUGGAUCAACUACCUGUUCAGUGUGGUUCUGCUGGGCCUCGCUGCUCACCCCUCAGGUGACCUGACAGGUGCCUUCCAGUUCCCCUCCCUCCACUCCCACACCUUCCACUGCGGCUGCUGCGCCAGCGCUCUGCUGGGCUUCCUGUUGCUGUUGGCUUCAGUCAAACUGAAACGAGGACCGUCCAUCGAACACUUCACAGUCUGGGUGUUUUUAUCAAAGGUUGCUGCCAUGUUUCUGUCCCCGUUAGUUUUCAGCUCGGACUUCAACAACAC
Molecule: messenger RNA, 864 nt
Organism: Austrofundulus limnaeus
Lineage: Eukaryota; Metazoa; Chordata; Actinopteri; Cyprinodontiformes; Rivulidae
Gene: slc35d4
Product: transmembrane protein 241
Source: RefSeq, a predicted model, not a curated record